Molecule: messenger RNA, 1328 nt
Organism: Rosa rugosa (rugosa rose)
Lineage: Eukaryota; Viridiplantae; Streptophyta; Magnoliopsida; Rosales; Rosaceae
Product: probable flavin-containing monooxygenase 1
Exons: 4
Coding region: 101-1315 (404 amino acids)
Molecular function (GO): NADP binding; N,N-dimethylaniline monooxygenase activity; flavin adenine dinucleotide binding
Source: RefSeq, a predicted model, not a curated record
ACAAACGGUUCAAUCCACCCUUGUUUUUAUAUAAAUACAAAAGCUCUCUAUGAAAAAGCAAGCAAAUCAAGACACAUAGCAACGGCUUAGAUAAGAAUUGAUGGGGAAGAAGGUGGCCAUAAUAGGAGCUGGGAUCAGUGGCCUUCUUGCCUGCAAGUACACCCUUUCAAAGGACUUUCAACCCAUCGUGUUCGAAUCCUCGAGCACCAUCGGAGGGGUAUGGACCAAAACUAUUAAGAGUACCAAGCUCCAAACUCCUAAAGCAGUCUACCAAUUCUCGGAUUUUCCAUGGCCUUCUUCAUUGACAGAGGACUUUCCAAACCAGCAUCAAGUUAUGGAUUACAUCCAAUCAUACGCUCAACAUUUCGACUUGCUCAGGCACAUCAAAUUCAGUACUAAAGUGUGUGGUAUAGAGUAUGAAGGCCCAUCUGAGGAUGAGAUGCAAUCAUGGAGUGUCUGGGGCGGCACCGGUGAGCCUUUCAGCUCGAAAGGGAAAUGGAAAGUUAUGGUAGAAGACAAACAAAGCCCUUCAACUGAGGUUUACUUGGUAGACUUUGUAGUCCUCUGCAUUGGACGAUUCAGUGGUAUUCCAAACAUUCCUAAAUUUCCUCCGAACAAGGGUCCAGAAGAAUUUCAUGGUGAUGUCAUACACUCGAUGGAAUAUGCUUCCAAGGAUUAUGAAAGCGCUGCUGAAUUUGUGAAAGGAAAGCAAGUAACAGUUGUUGGGUUUCAGAAAUCUGCAUUGGACAUUGCAAUGGAGUGCUCAAAUGCAAAUGGGGUAGAACAUCCAUGUACAGUGUUGUACAAGACAGAACACUGGAAUGUUCCUGCCCGUGUGCCUCUCGAAUACCUAUACCUCAAUCGCUUCUCGGAGCUUUUGGUUCAUAAGCCUGGUGAAGGCCUCCUACUCAGUCUCCUUGCAACAAUUCUUUCACCUCUGAGAUGGGCAUUUUCAAAAUUUGUUGAAAGCUACAUAGAUAAGAAGCUUGGAUUAUCCAAGUAUGGAAUGGUACCUAAGCAUAGUUUCCUUCAAGAAAUCAGUUCCUGUCUGAUCUCAACCGUGCCUGAAAAAUUCUAUGACCGAGUCCAAGAAGGAAGCAUUUUACUUAAGAAAUCUCCCAAAAGCUUCAGCUUUUGCCGAGAAGGCAUUUUGGUUGAAGGAGAAAACUCCCCUGUAAAGACAGAUUUGGUCAUAUUGGCUACUGGAUUUAGAGGUGAUGAGAAGCUUAAAGACAUCUUUGUGUCACCAACAUUUCAAGACUACAUAGCUGGAUCACCUAAGUCCAUUUUACCUCUCUACAGGUUAGUUAAUUAGCUAUAUUCCUGCC